This is a messenger RNA of Magallana angulata, 1585 nucleotides long. RefSeq lists its product as uncharacterized. Bases 294 to 1316 code for a protein of 340 amino acids. NCBI's taxonomy places the organism in Eukaryota, Metazoa, Mollusca, Bivalvia, Ostreida, Ostreidae. The record is from RefSeq and is a predicted model, not a curated record. The transcript has 6 exons.
UAUUUAAAGAAAAGGUCAUAUCAUAGAUUAUAGGAAUAUUAUAAGUGUUUAUUUGUGCAUUAUAGAUUUCUUUCAACAGUUGUCCACAAUAAAACAUUUAGAGAGCAAAUUCAGUGAAAACGGAUCAAUGAUAUAACGGAGAUGACACACACAUUGGCUGGUUUUUUAAAUGUCUGUAAUCUGAAUACUGAUUGACCUCGUAUGAAAACAAAAUCAGGUUGUAAAAACCUUGAAACACCGUUACUUUGAAAAAAUUCAACUUCCUGGUUUGUGUGAUUUGAUUCAGGGUAGAAAUGAAAGGUCCAUUUUGUGUGAUUGUGAUCGGUAUGUUUUUUGUGACAACAAAUGGACAAUGCCCAGUUGAUGUUGGAAACAGGCCACUACUAUCAAGCUGUGAAGGAAUGAUGAAACACGGACCAACUGUCUUUGUGGAUUUCUUUAAAAUCAGUCGUCCUUGUUCUUGCACUGUGACCCCGUCGUUUGAUGGUUAUCUGCUUGUGAUUUCCAGAAAAGCACAAGCAGAAUAUGCAUGUAACACAGAAGUACUUGUUCAAAAUACGUCGAUAAUUGGUUGUCCAACGGAUGUUAUUUCAUUUCUGUUAUUAAAUGUCACAAUCAAUCAAACAGUGAAAGUACGAGCAAGAUACGUAUCUUCAUCUACAUCAGGAACGUUCCAACAUUGUAUUGAAUUUCAACAAAAUGGUGGAAUCCCUGGGAAUUUAAAAGUCAUAUGUGGAUCUCAAUCAGAAACAACAGUAACAACAACAAUUGUAUCAUCAACACCCAUUUUUACAUCACCAAUAGAAUCUACAUCAGUAGCAGUCAACAACAAAAAGACUGAUGUCACCAGGUCUUCAAACACGGAUAUAAUCGCCGGCUCUGCUGCUGGAGGCGCAAUAAUACUUGUUGGGCUUGUUCUUCUUAUUUUAAUAUUAAUGAAGAGAUCAAGGAGUGCAAAACACAAAGAAAGAUCUUCGGAAGGAGACAAAGUGCAUAAAAAUGAAAUCUUCGAUAGCAGCCCUGAAUUGCCCGACAACCCAUUAUAUUUUUCUUCACAAUCUUUGGACGAAUUAGGGUACAGUUCGGAUCAGGAAAAGCAACUUGGCUUACCACCGACGGAUUCAAAAACGAAGGAAAAAAUUAACUCGAACUCUGACGUUCCUGCUAACAAUAAACCCCUAGAUCAAGGUGCGUCUUCUAUGCCGGUCUAUGCCGUUUCUAAAAAGAGUAAGAACCGUGCAUCUGAGGUUAGAUCAGGCGAUGUUUAUGCGGAGGUAUGUAAACCAAACAGAGGCACGGCGCAGUUUCCGGUAUGAAAACCAAUGACAGAAAUUAAAUAACUGAAGAUGUCUGUUAUGCCGAGAUUAAGCGUACUUAAUAAGGAAAGUACAUUUUAUGACAUUGUUUAUUUAAUGUAGUUUUACGUCUCUCUUUCCUACUCUUUUUAUAAAUACAGCUCUACUUUCUCUAGUUCAAACAAUUAUAUUUAUUUACCAUGAGUUGUAAUAUUUAUUGGUGUUUUCUAACACAAAACUGAAAUAAGAAAUGCAUUACAGGUUAAUUUAUAGAACUAAUUUUUUUUGUA